CUCUGCCCUCCCUCUCCCACUGCUGCUGCGUGUGUGCGCCGUCCUGAGACGUCGCGGGCUAACGCGAAGCUUAUCUGCAGCUAUCAGACGUCCAACGCCUUCACGGACUCGAGCUCCAUCAGCUCGCCCUCCAGCGCCGCCUCGUCGUCGCUCGCUUACACCAACUACCCUCACUGCACCACCAGCAUUCCCACCUUCGCCGGCCCUGUGCAACAUCCCCAGGCGUUCGCGCAACACCCCUCGUAUGCCAGCAAGCGGGAACUGCCAAAUAUUGGCACUGGUAUGCCGCCGCCUGCCAACCCGAUCCGAUCGUCCUUCUCCAGCUCAGCAGCCGACCGCGACGCUUACCCCCAUUCGACUCCUUACCUAGCUCGAUCGCAGCUCUCGCCCGGCUCCACGCCUGCUUACCCAUCCUUCGCAGACACCCCCAGGAGCGGUCUUGGACUCAACAGCCUGUCACUGUCCAACACCGCCUAUGCUCCUGGUACGAUGGCCUCAUCACCGACGUACGGCGGCCAACAGCAUGAGUGCGGCAACUUCCCGUGGCCGACGCUCGAGAUACAUGCCGAGAUGACCUGCGAAGGCCAGUCAGUCACACCCGAGGUCCACGCCAAAGUCGAAAAGGGCUUCUUCCUUUCCAACGUCGACUCAAAGUGGACGUGCUACAGACGGAACUACUUCUCCGUACAAUGUAGCUUCGAGUUGCACCCGAACAUCAACAAUGGCCGCAUGCACCUCAAACGAACGAAUAACAAGCACACCGAGGCCAUCCAGGCCAUGGGUAUGCGACUGUCUGCCGCCGUAGAUGGCUCCGGGGGUAAGGCCAUCGAGUUAGUUCAGCACACCCCGAAGCGCGACAAUGGGCCAAAGAACAAGAUCGACGUCACCAAGGUUCUUCCGCACCCAUCGGCGAACCGGAACGACCAUAGCGUGACGGCACAUGGUGUGUAUGGUAUGUCCACUUACCAUACCACGGGUCAAGUGACUGGUCCAUUCUUGCCAUUGCAAAGUACUGGAGCCGACACUGCAUCGGCUCCCGCGCAAGCGUCAAGCUUGACCGCCACGUCGUACGGCUACGCAGGCGGAUCAACACAUCUGCCACUUCCAGGCCAGAACAUCACGCACACAUUCGAGCGAGUUCAAUUCAAGCAGGCCACCGCAAACAAUGGGAAACGCCGCGCAUCACAACAGUAUUUCCAUCUCAUUGUCGAGCUCUUCGCCGAUGUUCGGCCAGAUGGAGCCAGCGAUCCGACCUGGGUGAAGGUUGCGCAUCGCGUCAGUGAGAAGAUCGUAGUUCGCGGUCGCAGCCCUAGCCACUACCAAAACGAAGGCCAUCAUCAAAAUGGCCGCAGUGGCAGCACAAGUGGCGGCAGUGGGCAUGGUGCAGGAGGUACCUCUACCUUUGGAAAUCUGACAACAGGAGCAUUCCGCCAGUCGACAACUUCAUACGCCGGCGGCCUGAGUGGCUCAAAUUACCGCUCGUAUGCUUAUGGUUAUCAGGCGUCGCCGGAACAUUCCAGCAGCGCCUCGAGCAUCGAUGGCGGUGCUGACAACGAAUAUCAAGCCGAUUCUGUCAUGUCCGACGCAGAGAGAAAUGACAUUCAGACCCACGAAGGCUACCGCUACUACCCGGGUCCACUAUACGAAGGCGUACAACCAGGCCUUCCUCUGCCCAAGAUUGAGAGCGCUGCCCGGUACUCCACUGAGCCUUCACAGUGGGCAGUCAAAUACGAGUCGUCCGAUGCCUUACCUGGAGCAUCUUGGGCACAGCCUGUCGGCGGCAUCGGAAGAUUCCAGGGCGUCGAGUCAAGUCGUGGAUACUACUCGGAUCAGCUCGCCGCCGCAUACUCCUGAGGGAAGCAUCACAUGACUGGCACUAUCUUCUGGUGCAUCUGCUUCGGACCACGCAAGACACUUCUUUUCUUAUGUUCGCAUGUGCUGCGUUCGUCACAAACCCACCAAUUGUGUCAAAUAGUGCUGGCGCUGGACGCACUUGGUAUGUGUCGCUCAACACAGCGACACCGUGCCCGUUGUUGCUUCUUUUGCGCGACUUGAGUUCACUUCUUCACAAUACCCCUUGUUGGCGAGGAGCCUCAAGCAUCUUUUAAUGACAGGGACAUGAGACUGAGAUAACACGAUCACUAUUCAGAAAUUGCGUCGAGCGUUUCAGCGACGGGUUGUUUUCAAGAGGAGGUUCAAGGGCCCAAGCAAGCUCGCACAGGAGUCCUACGGCGUAUACGGCAAGCAUGGUUGAACAGGACGCAAAAUGAUGGCCACAGAACAUAAUGUGGCUACUUGGUUUUCUUUUUUCUUUUCCUACGAUGUAACGAGGUUCGAGAUGGAUAUCGACAGCAACAGCAACAGACAACAGGGUGUUAUUGAGGGAUAGAGCAUGGAGCAUGGUUCUGGAUUGCAUGACAGAAUGAUAACGAGACCGAGAGAGAGGAGCUAGUGAGAGAUUAUUGCGCAAGAAGUGAUGCGAGAUGAAUCAGAUGAAAUGCGAGUCAAGCACAGCGGAACAGAUGGAACAACGAGCUGCCUGCUUGGUGGCGGCUCUGAAUUACCGGCUAAUGUUGAACGAGAUUCGUGACGAGAGGGUGGCCUGAUUGUAUACUGGGGGCGGCUGGAUGAAUUAGUUAGCUCUCUCUCUUCAGCCCCUAGCGUUUUUGCGUGCUUGACUGAAAUGCAGGAGGCCCCUUACCUCAACUUCAGACCUCAACGG
Molecule: messenger RNA, 2722 nt
Organism: Cercospora beticola
Lineage: Eukaryota; Fungi; Ascomycota; Dothideomycetes; Mycosphaerellales; Mycosphaerellaceae
Gene: NDT80
Product: transcription factor NDT80
Biological process (GO): positive regulation of transcription by RNA polymerase II; meiotic cell cycle
Cellular component (GO): nuclear chromosome
Molecular function (GO): DNA binding; DNA-binding transcription factor activity
Source: RefSeq, a predicted model, not a curated record